This is a messenger RNA of Jaculus jaculus (lesser Egyptian jerboa), 2238 nucleotides long. RefSeq names its product coiled-coil domain containing 148 (gene Ccdc148). Bases 322 to 2124 code for a protein of 600 amino acids. The transcript has 15 exons. The record is from RefSeq and is a predicted model, not a curated record. NCBI's taxonomy places the organism in Eukaryota, Metazoa, Chordata, Mammalia, Rodentia, Dipodidae.
CUUGAGAAGGUAGGGAGUGAAGAUGAAGGUGUCUCUGGCCACGGGCGCGGGAGGCAGUGGGGAAAAGAAGUACUAGUGGGUUUUCCCCCCACCCGGCUCCCUGGCUCUGAUAUUUGGGUCUCGCUUAUCGUCGACCCGACUGUGGCCCUCGGGUUGGCUUGUCCCUGGCGUCCAAGGCAUCAACAGCUAGCUGAGCCCCUAGACUUAGCAGGUCUGUGAGAGCCCGGGAGUGGGCGGUUCACUGCUUCUGCUUCUGGGGAGCAGGCUGUGUGCACUUUGACCUUUGACUGUGCAAGCUUCUGCUUAUCCAGAUAUGGAAAAAUGAAUAAGAGAGAUUGGCCCUUCUUGACAGUUCAAAGAAAUGCUAACACAGACAGUCUGGUAUUCCACAUGAAAAAUGGGAUGAGACUCUCCAAGUAUAAGCCAGCAGACUAUCAACAAUUGCGUGCCUUAACUGAAGCCAAGAAAGUAGCUUCUGCUUCUGCAGAACUGAAGAUCAGAAAAGCAGUGGAAACGUCAAAGACAUCUAAAGCACAAAUGUUACUCAAACAACACAAGCAGGUGUGGUGGCAGGAAUACCAGCGGCUGAAGGAAAGCAGAUGUAAAUUGGAAUCUGAAAUAAAAUCUUUUCUCACUGAAGAGAACAUUGGAAAUGAAUGCCUUUGUGACUUUAUGACUUUUGAGCAAGAACUAAGUGAACAGUGGUGCAUGUAUCUUAAAAAUGUGAUCAAUCCUAUGAACCAGCUGCGAAUGGACCUCAAGUACAGACAGCACUGCUCUCUACAGCCGUUGUACCCUCAUGCACAGAUUAGCCCAGCCAACGUCCUGGAAGAGGUUGGCUUUGUGAAGAAACAAUCAAAUGCUGUCUUUGAAAAACUGAAGCUGGAACAACAGAAAAUAGAAAAUGAUCUUGUGUGCUGGACUAGGAAGAUAUUUGAUUAUUCUUCAGAUGAAAAUGCUAACCUGCUCAGUGAACUGCCCACAGAAUUAGAAGCUUUGGAAUGUCCAUACCCUGAUCUGAAAUCUUCCAUCUUUAAUGAGUUCUAUAAUUUUAUGGAAAAAUAUCAAAAGAAACUUCAAGAUUUUGAUCUGCAGUUAGAAGUCAUACACAGAAACUUCCAACUGAGUGAAGAAGACCACUGGAUUUAUCAGGCUGUGUUAAAUCAGUAUCCUGGACAUCUCUCUGGCAGAAGGAGUUUGUAUCUGGAUAUGUUACAAAGAUAUUUUCCUUACAAAUCUAGGCAUGAUUUGGUGGAACACGAGAAGUAUUUUGACCACUAUCGUUUUGUGAGGGAGCAGAGAAGAAUCCUGAUAGAAAACUGGAAUAGGAAUCGGAAAGUCUUUAUACAGAAGGCAAUGCUGACCCUCCUCGAGGCUUGUGCAGCCCAUGAAAUGGAGAAUACUUUGGCUCAAGAUAGGAAAAAGCAACAGGAAUUAUGUGCCAACUUGAAAGCUAAGGUUUCUCAGUGGCGAGCCCACCAGGAAGAGGUAGCAAGACUAGAAAUGGAAAUUUAUACCAGAAGAAGAGCAAAGGAAGAGGAAAACUGGAAACUUUGGAAAGAGAAGGAAUUGCUACAAAGAGAAGAGAAGAAGGACAAGAUAAGAAAAUACUGGGCUAAGAAAGAACAGAAGUGUCAAGAAAUGGAAAUGAGAGACCUUCAACGUCUAGAAGAACUGAAGAAAUUAAUGGCUGAACAGUCAGUAAAAGACAGAGAAAGGGUUAAAUAUAGACAAGAGCUACUGGAGAAGCGUGUGAUGGAGAAAAAGGAAGCCUCCCUUCAGGAAGCACGUGAAGAAGCAGAAAGAACAAGGCGGCUGGAGGCCCUUCGGAAACAGGUGGCUGUUGUUGCUCAAUUUGAUCCUGUUCGAAUGAUGUCAGACACAGUGGCGUGGAAAGCUAGGACAGGGACUGCAGUGGAAGAAGAGUUUGUUCUCCAAAAGCCACUCUUCAUGUUGAACACAUACAAUCAGCAGCAGAUAAUCUCCGACCCUAGACUUCGCUUCGAGUUAGCACUUCGAGAAGCUGGACUUCAUAAAACAUCAUAUGCCAAAGAGAUGCUACCAAAAAUUAACCCUCAAAAACCUCCAAGAAAGGAUAUGGAGUCUACUGUAUUUAAAAUCUAGAGCACAGAUGUAAACUUAGGUUUUACUUUGAAAACAUUUAUAUGAAUGACAAUAAUUACCACAUCCUAAUUUUUGAAAAUAAUCAUAGCAUUUAUUAAACAACUUUGUAAUUUU